Anopheles coustani is the source of this 2329-nucleotide messenger RNA. Its product is annotated as gelsolin-like. Gene Ontology annotation, cellular component: cytoplasm; actin cytoskeleton. Gene Ontology annotation, molecular function: phosphatidylinositol-4,5-bisphosphate binding; actin filament binding. NCBI's taxonomy places the organism in Eukaryota, Metazoa, Arthropoda, Insecta, Diptera, Culicidae. The transcript is spliced from 7 exons. The record is from RefSeq and is a predicted model, not a curated record. The coding region runs from base 60 to 2276 and encodes 738 amino acids. Gene Ontology annotation, biological process: actin filament severing; barbed-end actin filament capping; actin polymerization or depolymerization.
GUACAGCCUUAAACCCAGCGUAACCGUCGGUUUCGAAAGUGCCUAAGAAAGCAACAACCAUGCAUCCAGCGUUCGACAAUGCCGGCACCAGCAAGGGCCUGGAGUUGUGGCGGAUUGAGAACUUCGAGCCCGUUCCGGUGCCAGUGAAGGAGUAUGGAAAAUUCUACACUGGUGACUCGUACAUCGUACUGAAUACUAAAGCGUCCAAGAGUGGAGUCCUCUCGUGGGAUGUACACUUCUGGCUCGGGCUGGAAACUACCCAGGAUGAGGCUGGAUCGGCCGCGAUCCUGACCGUGCAGAUCGACGAUCGCCACAACGGUGCCCCGGUGCAGCACCGCGAGGUACAGGACCACGAGAGUUCGCUGUUCCUGAGCUACUUCCCGGGAGGCGUGCGCUAUGCGGCCGGCGGCGUCAAGAGUGGUUUCAACGAGGUCGAAACGAACGCGGCCGGCGAGAAGCGCCUGUUCCAGGUGAAGGGUGCCAAGAACGUGCGUGUGCGCCAGGUACCUCUGACGGUCAGCUCGAUGAACAAGGGUGACUGCUUCAUACUGGACGGUGGCCACGAUAUCUACGUGUACGUUGGAAGUGGCGCAAAGCGGGUCGAGAAGAUAAAGGCCAUCAGUGCGGCGGGACAGAUCCGCGAUCAGGAUCAUGCGGGACGGGCUCGUGUACACAUUUUGGAUGAAUUUGCAAGCUCCUCGGAGCAGCAGGAGUUCUUCGACGUCCUCGGAGAAGGUUCCCCGGAUGCUGUAGCAGAAGAAUCGGAAAGUGAUGAAGCGUACGAGCGCUCGGAUUGUAGUGCCAUCACACUCUACCACGUGUCAGACGCCAGUGGAUCGAUGGAAGUCACUGCCAUCGGUGAGCGCCCUCUGAAGCAGACCAUGCUGGACUCCAAUGACUGCUACAUCCUCGAUACCGGAGCAGGCAGCAUCUACGUGUGGAUCGGCAAGGGUGCCACCGGCCAAGAGCGUUCGCAGGCGAUGUCAAAGGCACAGAAGUUCAUCGCCGACAAGGGCUACCCCGUUCACACGGCCGUCCAUCGGGUGGUUGAGGACGGUGAAACGACCGACUUCAAGCAGUUCUUCGCUAGCUGGCGCGAUAAGGGUAUGACGCAUGCUCAGCUGAUUAAAACGGCUAUGGGCAGUGGCGACGAAACGGACGACGAUGCUGAGUUCGACCCCGAGGUGUUGCAUACGUUCAAGAAGAAUGGUGGCCGUGCGCUCGGCUUUAUGCCGGACAAUGGUCAGGGAACGAUCGAAAUCUGGCGCGUCCAAAACGUCGACCUCGUCGCGGUGGAGCCGGAGGCGUACGGUAUGUUCCACGCCGGCGAUUCCUACCUGGUGCGGUACGAGUACACGAUCCGAGCCGGUGGCAGCGGAUACAUCGUCUACUUCUGGCAGGGUAAGACAUCCUCCACGCAGGAGAAGGGCGCAUCGGCGAUACACGCCGUCCGCAUGGACGACGAAAUGGACGGCAAGGCAAUCUUGGUGCGUGUGGCCCAAGGUAACGAACCACGCCACUUCAUGAAGCUGUUCAAGGGCCGUAUGGUUACCUUCCUCGGGGACUACGAUAAGGCGGCCGAGGAAAGUACGCGGCUGUUCCGCGUUCGAGGCACCUGUGCCGACGAUGUCCGGGCCGAGGAACUUGCGCCGAAGGCUAGUUCGCUUGCAUCGGACGAUGUGUUCAUUGUGAAGACGCGGGAGACGGCCUUCGUUUGGCACGGAGUUGGUGCGUCCGAUCUCGAGAAAGAUAUGGCCGCCAAUGUGGUGGCUGCCCUCGCAUCGGACUCGAACGUUGUCGGCGUGGAGGAAGAAUCGGAACCGGCCGAAUUCUGGGAUGCUCUCGGAGGCAAGGAUGAGUACGAUCGUGAGCUCGAUCCUCCGGGUACUCCGUUCUUGUCGGCCCGGCUGUUCCACUGCCGCAUUCUGUACAACAAGAAGCUGCGCGUCGAGGAGGUCCCUCACUUCGAGCAGGAUGAUCUCAACGUAGAUGACGUGAUGGUACUGGACGGAGGGGAUGAGAUCUACUGCUGGAUCGGAAACGGUGCCACCGAGGAGGAGCGCAGCAAGUCCAUCGACAUGGCACGCCAGUACAUUCGCACGGAUCCGUCCGAGCGCACGGAGGACACGGUUCCGAUCGUGAUCCUCAAGCAGGGAGCCGAACCGAGAAGCUUCAAACGUCUGUUCCCAUCCUGGGACGAUGGCUUCUGGGAGUCGCAAAUGUCAUACGAAUCGUUCAGACAGCAGUUCUUGGAAUCAAACCAACAUGCUGCAUGAACGUAUACAUCACCAUCUACCACUACAAUCCAUUGUAAUCAUUUUUAGUGUGU